Molecule: messenger RNA, 1201 nt
Organism: Tauraco erythrolophus (red-crested turaco)
Lineage: Eukaryota; Metazoa; Chordata; Aves; Musophagiformes; Musophagidae
Source: RefSeq, a predicted model, not a curated record
AGCGACAAGAGACCCUCGGACAUCCCUUCGCGAUUCUCCGGAUCCAAGUCCGGCACCACGGGCACGUUAACCAUCACUGGGGUCCAAGCCGAGGACGAGGCUGUCUAUUACUGUGGUGGCGAAGACGGCAUCCGUGCUGAUCUCAUGGUGACACUGAGCCUCAGCCCCCUGGAUGUGCAGGGCUGGGUGUGUGGGCAAUUGCCAGCCCAGGAGCCUCAGGCCCUGCAGCUGGGCAGGGAGAGCUUCUCCCUCAGCCCCUUGCCUCUCACAUGGGUCAGGCUCAGCUGCCCCCAGUGUCCGUAUCCCUGGGGCAAACCGGGGAUCUGCUUCGGGAGUACCAACAGUGCUUAUGGCUGGUUCCAGCAGAAGACACCUGUCACUGUGAUCUACAACAACAACAACAGACCUUCAGGCAUCCCUUCGCGAUUCUCCGGAUCCUUGUCCGGCUCCACGGCCACGUUAACCAUCACUGGAAUCCAAGCUGAGGACGAGGCUGUCUAUUACUGUGGUUCCCUGGUCCAGGCAGCGCUGACGCAGCCAUCCUCAGUGUCAAAGAACCUGGGAGAAACUGUCCAGAUCACCUGCUCCAGGCUUAAGAGCAGCAGCAGCUAUGGUGUUGGCUGGCACCAGCAGAAGACACCUGGCAGUGCCCCAGUCACUGUGAUCUACAACAGCAACCAGAGACCCUCGGGUUCCCUGGUCCAGGCAGCGCUGACUCAGCCGUCCUCGGUGUCAGCGAACCCGGGAGAAACCGUCCAGAUCACCUGCUCCGGGACCAGCUACAAUGUUGGCUGGUACCAGCAGAAGAGCUGGUGGAAUCGCGCCAUGGCCUGGGUCCCUCUCCUCCUCGCGGUGCUCGCCCAUGGCUCAGGUUCCCUGGUCCAGGCAGCCAUGACUCAGCCAUCCUCAGUGUCAGCGAACCCGGGACAAACCGUCCAGAUCAGCUGCUCUGGGGUUCACAGCGGCUAUGUUGGCUGGUACCAGCAGAAGACACCUGGCAGUGCCCCUGUCACUGUGAUCUACAACAGCAACCAGAGACCCUCGGACAUCCCUACGCGAUUCUCCGGAUCCAAGUCCGGCACCACGGGCACGUUAACCAUCACUGGGGUCCAAGCUGAGGACGAGGCUGUCUAUUUCUGUGGUGGCUACGACGGCAGCAUGUGUGGUGUAUUUGGAGCUGGGACCGUGCUGACCGUCCUAG